UUUCUUUCGUCUUCUUUUCCUUCCAUCAUUACAACUCUUCUUCCGCCGAUCUUUUGCUUCCGCCUUCUCUCACUUCCGAUUCCCUUUCACUUUUUCUUUCGCUUUAUCGCCUUUUGCUUUUUUCCUUCCGCUUCUUUUUCUUCUUUCUUCUUCUCAAGUCGGAGUUCCUCAAAAUUUUUGGUGUCGUCAACAACAUGAAAUCUGUCAAAAAAGAAGAUAUUUAUCUGCCUAAAUCUACUGGGAGUCAUAUCCCAUGAAGUUAUAUAUGAAAAAGAAGAUGGCUAUUCAUCUACCCGAAGUCAUCUACCGGGAGUCAUUUGAGCGGAAAUCAUCCAAAAAAAGAGAUUGGUGUUCCUUCCUUCAAAUUGAUCUUCUUCUUCUGGAAUCGUCUUAGCCGGAAUCCAGCCGAUUAUAUAUGAGAUCAAGGUUGUCAAUUUUCUUGGAAUAGAGUAAUUCUCUUAAAACCCUUUUUUUAUGUUGAGUUCUGAUGUUGAUCGUAAUUUAAUUACAUUAUCCUGUAUUAGAGUUUACAUUUGACCUGUAGUGAAUGAUAACAAGAAUAAAACUUUUGUUAGAAAAUGAUUGUGAUUUUUUAUUUCUUUAUUGUGGUUGUGGUUGGGGCUUCACUUAGUUGAAGAUCUAUAUCUAUGUAUUGUUCAAGACAAUGAUCAUCUACAUGGUUUAUUAUUCUAUUUUUUUAUAUGGAGAGCUUCGGAAGUGAAGUAGUUCCACAAAAUGAUGGUGUGCUCUUUUUUGCAUUCAAUGUCUCUUUUUUAGAAACACUCUAUUUGUUAAGAGACAUAGAUAUAUCUAAAUAUAAUAAAGUAAAUACAAGAGAUGUUAACAUCAUUCAUCCAAGUGUAUCACUUGGGAGAACUCUACAUGAUAUUAAAACAAUUAACACCAUUUUAGGAUAUACCGCUGUUGUAAACUGGCUCGAUGAAGCGGCUUUUUAUUAUUUCAACCUAAAAAUGAACUUUCACUAUUCCAGCAUGGGGCUAAUGGCCUUUCUAUAAUCUGUUGCCUUUUUCUUUGAACAUGAUAUUAGAAUAAACUAAUUGUGGAGGACCUAGAUAAUACUCUGGUCUGAAAUUAGUUUGGACUCUGAUGUAUUUUUGAUAUUGUUAUCUCAUAUUAUUUCAUAUAUCUAGCCACUUUACAUGUUUUUUAUGAAUGUUUUCUUAUAAAAGGCUCAACAAUGUAAAUUAAGAUGCUUUAGUCAGGAUAUCUUUUCUAAAGUUUGAGUUUUAUAUAUGGGAUGUUCUAGCAUCCUUACUACAGUUUUCAUACACAUUAAAUAGAGAUCAAUUUGAAAAGUUGCUUAAAGUUUUUUCUAAAAAUAUUAAUGGCCGUUUGUUUAGAUUUUAAGCCACCCUUUUUUGUUUUUCAAUUCUUCAUAUUGAUAGCUCUCUUUCUUAAACAAAAAAAAAUGAAUGAAAAGUGAAAAUGAAAGAAGGAUGUCUUAUGUUCGUUCUCUAAUUUGCACUAAUUAAGGGGCUUAGUUGUAGGUAUAUAGUUUGGUGAUAGUUUUAGUGUCUCGAGAAGCUUUGUCGGCCUCUCUCACCCGCAGUGGUAGAUGAAAUCGCCUUCGCUGUUUGAAGCCAUUAAUGGCCCGCACCUCGGGCCUUUGUAGCUCCUACGGAGAGCAGCCAAUCUUUUUCUUUGAUCUAAGCUUUUCCAUUCGAAUUGGUAGAUUCAAAAUUCUGUUCAUCAGGUUCUAAGUUAUGUCCCCAAUCACUUUUAUCUGCCUAAACCUUCUUGGGAUCAGUGUUUCAACUUGGUUGUGUGGCUUUUUCAAACAACACCUACUAUAGGUAAGGUAUUUUUUGACGAACUAACAUUCUUUUUUGGUUUUAGAUUAGAUGGCACUUAAGAAAUUACAUUUCUCAGUUUGUGUAAUUUAGUCAAUAAGACAAAAUUCCAUUUCAGCAAGUAAUGGUGUUGUUGAUUACUUUGUUAUAAUCACUGCAUUACUAUUGUACACAUCUCAUAUUCAUCACUCACCAUUUUAGCUUCCAUAUAAACCCCAAAUGUCUCAUCUCACUCGCUGCUUUCCUCGUGUUUUCUCCCGAUUCCGUAGCAAAUUAAACAAUCCUCUGUAAAAAACAACACAAGUUGCAGAACUUCUUGGAAGAACAAUGGAGGACAAUUGGCGGGGCUACUUCGUCCGACAUCCAUUUUCCCCGCGCUUUUGUCGCAUUCUUUUCUAACAGGUAACUGAAAUAAAGUUUCUGUGUUUUCUUCAUUUUUCGUUAUGUCAAAUAUCAGAGCUUUCACUCAAAUUCAUUUUUCACUUAAAUGCUAAAUUGUCAAAACUCAAAUUCAUAUUCAUUUCGUGAUGUUUUGACAUUGUUUUACAAAAUGAAUUUAAAAAAGACCUAUGUUUACUUGAUUUUGGUAAUCAUUUGAAUAUGUUAACGUGGCAUCUGCUUAUUUAUUUAUUUUUUAAAAUAUGGUUUUAAAUUCAGCUUUCUAUGAAUGGAAAAGUAAAGGUAAAUUAUUCCACACUGAGCUGUCGAGUUCAGAACUAGAAUGGGAAAUUUAUUUUGAAAUAAAGAAGGAAGAAUAUGGAUUUUAUUUAAGAUAAAAUUUAACAUGGGAAAUUGAUAAAGAACUCUUUAUAAAAAUAAAGAGGUCUUUAUUUUCUAUUUUGGUGCCCAAUGUUCUAAAAGACACUAGCCGUCCAUAGGCACUCGACAGUCACAAAAUAUUCUGGUAGAAACUUCAUGAACCACUCAAGUGUGCCUUGAGAGAAUCACCAUUUCAACUUUAUCUUCUCCCAAUAAGAAAGGAUGUUGUUUUAUGAAGCAAAAUCUAUAUUCUAUAGUAUUUGUAAUUUGGUACCCUCUAAUACUGCCUAUGUGAUGUUUGAUAAAAUGUUUAGAUCAUUUUUGUUUGUUUUAAUUUUCCUUUGAUUUUAAAUAGCAUCAUAGAAAAUAAACACUGAUGUCUUCAUAUGGCUCCUGCAACAUUGAUUUUCCUUUUCCCUUCAACAUUUGUGAUGAAGCAAUACAAAGUUCUAUAUCAAAUGGCAUCUGACUUAUUAGUAUUUCUAUUACGUCAGCCUCUGGUAUUAUGACAUCAGGUCUGUCCCUGCUUAUUGCUAUUAUUAUAUCACCAUAUGCAAUUGAGCGUUGGAGUUCAUAUGGUAAAAAACAGAAGUGAGGUAAAGCUCUGUUACCUCCUUCCUUUACUAAUUCUUCUUUCCCACUUAUGGAGUUUUCCGAACUUUUGUUUUUAGCCAUUUUAAAAACUACUCUGUUUAUUGGAACGGAAUCAAUUCUAAUGAGUUAAAAGUUGAAAGUGAACAAUUACUCAGUUAGAUUUUUUUGGUUUUGUUUUCUUAAUCUUCUUUCUUGAAUCCAGAAAUGCAAUGUGUUAGUAUUGGUUGACAUAACUAAAAAAAAUUACUAAGAUCAUGCAUUACAAAUUCUGAAAUAUACAUUUAAUAAAAUUUUGUAAACGUUUGGUUAAAAAAAUAACUUUGUCCCAUGAUUUAGCGAAGCUUAUAUAGUGCAACUCUUUUCCACUUCUUCUAAGGUACAAAACAUGUAUUUAGCUUCGGUUGGUAUAAUCAAAUAAACCUUAACAUACAUUUCUACGUUUACUUAUAAUAUUAGAUCACUAAAAUUAUUCCUCAUGAUCAUACCUUAUGAAUAUUGAUUCGUUAGUUAGUUCAUAAAUAAAAACAAGAGUUUCAGCUAAUGGAAUUCCAGCGGAUAAAAAGAUAAGUUUAACAACAUUUUUUCUCUUCUUUUUUGUAAGAUGAUUUGGUUUUGUUCACUUAUCCAGGAUUUUAUGAAUAAUACUUGAAACUGAUUUUGAUACCAGAAAAAUGUAUCCUUGAGUUUUAUUUUAUCUAUUUUAAUAUUUUUUUUCCAAUAUUUAAUAUUUUACGGAGUGUUCUUGAGUAUUAUUUUAUCCAUUUCAAAAAUCUGAGGGAGUGACAGUUUAGUUUU
Molecule: messenger RNA, 3959 nt
Organism: Cuscuta europaea
Lineage: Eukaryota; Viridiplantae; Streptophyta; Magnoliopsida; Solanales; Convolvulaceae
Source: the annotation of a GenBank genome assembly